Liolophura sinensis is the source of this 2551-nucleotide messenger RNA. Its product is annotated as mesoderm-specific transcript homolog protein-like. Lineage: Eukaryota; Metazoa; Mollusca; Polyplacophora; Chitonida; Chitonidae. Gene Ontology annotation, molecular function: monoacylglycerol lipase activity. The transcript has 11 exons. The record is from RefSeq and is a predicted model, not a curated record. Gene Ontology annotation, cellular component: membrane. Gene Ontology annotation, biological process: acylglycerol catabolic process. The coding region runs from base 6 to 956 and encodes 316 amino acids.
UUCUGAUGCUGGUAGGAUUUCUUGUAUUUAAAUACCUGACGCAUCCACCACCUGACCUCUCACGUGAGCUAAGAACAUGGAUGAAUUCUGGAGAAUUCUAUGAUUUCCAUGGGUUUAAAAUAUUCUUCAUAGACAGAAAGGGGUCUGGAGUAGGCGGAACUCUCGUUGCAUUACACGGUUUCCCGACUUUCAGCUACGACUGGACAAAGAUAUUACCUGGCCUGGAGAAGCAGUUCAGUAGAGUAAUACUCAUAGAUUGCCUGGGAUUUGGAUUAAGCGAUAAGCCGACCCAGCACAAUUACUCAAUUUUCGAACAAGCGGAUGUUAUAGAAGGUCUUCUCGCGUCUCUCCAUGUUAAAGAUGCUCACCUUAUAUCCCACGACUAUGGCGACACCGUGGCUCAGGAGAUGGUAGCUAGAUUUAAUGAGCGAGAGACAAAAGAUGGACUUGGAAUUUUGUCGCUGUGUAUGUUAAACGGUGGUGUCUUUACUGAAACCUCACACCCAAGACCUCUUCAGCUACUUCUAUUGCGACCGUGGCUAGGACCGAUUCUUGCCGGCUUGGUUCCGUAUCAUUUGUAUAAACACGGAUUUAGUGAAAUCUUCGGACCGAAUACUCAACCUACCUCUGAUGAAUUCUGGGAGUUCUGGACGGGAAUCCGAUACAAUCGUGGGGAGAGAGUCCUUUACAGGAUUUUACAGUAUAUUCCAGAGCGUUAUGCAAAUGAGGAACGAUGGGUCGGGGCUUUGCAAAGUACAGUUGUUCCAGUUCAUAUGAUAUACGGGCCCGCAGAUCCAGUGAAUCCACCCGAGUUUGUUACACAUUACAGGAAAGUAAUGCCAAACCCCAGUAUAUCCGUCCUGCCUGGAACCAUUGGUCACUAUCCACAAUGGGAAGCCCCAGGCGCUGUUCUGAAAUCCUACGUUAAGUUCAUAACCGGCUUGCCUAAACAUUGAAUGAACUAACAGUCCUUAAAGUUGAAACUCUGCUUAGAGAUUAAAUCCAAAUUUAUUAAACUUAAUUAAACUUAAUUAAAACUUAUUAAACUAGCUCAUAAAUUAUAUGUAGAAUUCAUAACAAGACCAUCUAUGCAAGAAAAUCACAUAUAUGCGAUUCCCUGAAAUUUCACAACUCUCAAGAAUCAAGUUUUUUUUCAGUCUGUUAUGAAUGUCGCGUAUAAGUGGCAAAUUUUCCCAGCAAAACACUUUGACAUAGACUAUCUGUACUGAGACUACAUCAUUAUGCUGCACGCUGCAGGUAAACUUGAGAUACACGUUUGGUUGUGUGCUUUAUCUGACAGAGUCUGACAUUCCAGUUCAUAAAAUGACCGCCAAAUUAUACAUAUCUUAGCAAGUAGAUUCCCAUGCGAGGUAAAUAUUCAGAAAUGGACGUUGCUGUUGUAAUUGGAUGAUCUUCAGCCAUAUGAGAUCACUGAGAAAUUUUCUGCAUCAUUCAUUUUUAUCUGAAGAAAGGUGUAUAUCUUUUUGUUUUCAUGUUACUGUUUGUUAAAUGUGAUGACUGCACAUGGAUUUGGAGUAAUUUUAAACCGGUGUCGUCUGCUGAACUGUUAUUAUCAUCGCAGCAUUUUUACCUAGUUCUGCCUAGGCCUUGGUUCUUGUAAGUUAUUUCUAUUUCAAUGAACCUGUUUUACAGAUCAUGUGUCUCUGUUUAAGAUAAUCGUAAAUUAAUACACAAAUAAUCUCCCACUAGUUAUCAGUGUAGUAUAAAUGUGCCUGAAGGGAAUGACACUAUUAAUCGGAUUCCAAAUGUUUACUUUGGUGCGUUAUUUGAUACCACAUUUUAUGCAUUUCAUGGUGCUAUAAAGAUUACAAGAAGAAGAAAACUGAGGGUUUUUUUUAGUGCAGUGUCUGGAGCAGUGAAGGUGCGUGGGUAAUGUGGAAAAGGUUUAAUGAAAUCAAGAUUCAUUUUUUUUCUUUCAAUUCAUCAUUUUAACGUGAACAAAGACGUGGACCAUCAUCUCAGAUUAGCUUGAUUGAACUGUUUUGUCUGUGUUUAUUAGCAGUAUGCAAACUCAUGAAAAUUGGUCGAUUUGCUAAAUAUGUAGAUGAUAUGCACACGCGGCCAGUUUGCCAUGACUUUUUAAGUGUGCUGUGCACUGAAAUUCUAUAGUUACAUAUUCAGUUUUUAUCCGCGAGUGCAAGCCAUCUUUGGGGAGUUGCCCCUUGCCCCCUAAAAAAUAUUCAAAGUGAAUAUAGACAGUGAAUGUAUUAUCCUCUCCCAAUCAAGCACAUGUCAACUAUAUAUAGAUGAAGGACGUGUAUCAGUACAUACAGAUUACCAUAACUGUGACCCAGUAUGAUGAAUCAGCUCAAGUUGUGGGCUUAAGUCGAUUAUCUAAAUAGGUAGUAUUCAGGUGAUUCAUAUGUGCACAAUGAUAAGAUUGCUGUACGUAUUGACAAAUUAAAUGAUCUUAACUCUAGAAGAUGCGCAAGUGCAACUAUGUAGCAACCAUUGUUAAAACAUACGUGGAAUUUCAAUUUGCAUUGUAGGGAUAUCAUAACUGGUUUCUCGUAGUUCUAGUGAUCUAGUG